This is a messenger RNA of Hansenula anomala, 1076 nucleotides long. RefSeq names its product ribonuclease III domain-containing protein. Lineage: Eukaryota; Fungi; Ascomycota; Saccharomycetes; Phaffomycetales; Wickerhamomycetaceae. The record is from RefSeq and is a predicted model, not a curated record. Gene Ontology annotation, molecular function: double-stranded RNA binding; ribonuclease III activity. Gene Ontology annotation, cellular component: nucleus. Gene Ontology annotation, biological process: primary miRNA processing; rRNA processing; regulation of gene expression. The transcript has a single exon. The annotation marks the transcript as partial.
UUGAAGAACAAAGGUAAAAAACAUACACAUGAUGUUGUCAAGAUUAGGAAAAGCUUGAUAUCAGUGUCCAAAGAAAAAUCACUUCCAGAAAUCCCAAUCAUUACAAAUGAUAGAAUUCUAAAAACGGUGUUUACUCAUAAGACUGCUGCUACUGAUCCAGCACUCUACGAUGUUGGAGAUUGUUAUGAAAGACUGGAAUUCAUUGGUGAUGCUUUCUUGAACUUUGUUAUAGCUCUCAUUUUGUUCCAAAAGUUUGAAAAGGCUCCAGAAGGUGGUAUGAGCUGGUAUAGGGACCGCUUAAGAAGUAAUUUGGUAUUCAGUGGAUGGGCUGCUGAUUAUGGGUUAGCAAAACAUUUACUACCAGAGAAUAUGGCUAAAACCAUUGGGGAAGAUUCAAGUAAAAGAGCUGCUGAUAUUUUUGAAGCUUAUGUUGGUGGGUUGUUGAUAUCGCAAACUAGUUCAGCUUCAAACAAUGGGUCAUUCUUCAACUUUGCAGGAUGUAAGCCAAUUGAAGAUUGGAUUAAAUCUUUGGUUGAUAGCAAAAUUCUUUUGCUACAAAAUGGUGAAGAAAUCCACGUCAGACCAAACCAGAAAACUCACAGAUCUUCUUCCUCAUCAUCUUCUUCAUCUUCCAAUUUGCAAAAUUUGGAAUGCUGGGGGCCUGUUUAUGAUGAAAAGUACAAAUAUGCCACAGAACAAUUAUAUUCAAUGCUUAAUCCAAACUUUGCUCCAGGUUAUGAAAUAGUUGAAGAGAAUCAAGAAUCUGGCGAUCAUAAGAAGGUUUAUAAAGCUGUUUGUAUUGUCGAUAAACAAAUACUUGGUAUCGGAAGAUCUACAACGAAAAAGGGAGCUAGAGCCAAAGCUGCUGAGUCUGCUUUAAAGUAUAAGAGAGAAACUGUUAAUGAGUAUCAUAAUAAAAUGCUUGAAAUGAAGAAUCAUUGUCUCUCUGAUGUUCAGGACCUUAACGAUAAGCUUUUCAAUGCUGGAUAUGUAUACCCUAAACGAGGUGGAAAGACAAAUGUUGCUGAGGAAGUUACUGCAGGGGCAGUUCCUAAAGCCUAAAGCAACCAAGGGUA